UUUAUAAACCCCACCAUCAAACGUACUCUGCAACAACACAUUGUUGUAAGCCUGGCAAUUCCCAAGAAAGAAACAAAAAUGGCGGUAACAAAGCAAGUGCCGGAGGUUGAAGAAGAGAAACUGCUGAGAAAGAGGAACGAGGAGCUGGAGAGAGAGCUGAGAAAGAGCCAGGAGAGAGAGGAGCGCAUGAAGGCUGAGCUGCAGAAGGCCCGCGAGAGGCUCAGAGUCGCAGAGGAGGCAGAGGAGCGGCUCUGCUCACAGCUCGGUGAGCUCGAAGCGGAGGCCGUCGAUCAGGCUCGUACAGAUCACGCUCGGAUUCUGGCCCUCAUGAACCAGCUCUCUCAGGCCCAACGCCUUCUCCAGGCUUCAUCCGUUACGCAGCCUUUGGGACUCGCUUCCAAAUGACAACGUACAAGAAGCUCAGUUACUAACCGUUUCGUCGUCUUUGAUUUUUUUUCUUCCUUUUUUUAUUGGUUGAACAAAAAAAAAUUGGAAUUUGGUUGUUAUUAUUGUUGUUGUUGUUGUAGUACUUUUGGGUUGGGAUUGGUCCAUUGUAGUUGUUGGUUGUAAUUGUGUGCUGUGUAUAAAGUAGUUUGAUGAUGUGAAUCAUUUGAUUUUGAUCCAUCUUCUCUUUCAAGAAAAUAAAACAAAUAUAAAUAUAAAGUUUGUUACUUUGAUCUGAUUAA
Molecule: messenger RNA, 686 nt
Organism: Prunus mume (Japanese apricot)
Lineage: Eukaryota; Viridiplantae; Streptophyta; Magnoliopsida; Rosales; Rosaceae
Product: protein RESPONSE TO LOW SULFUR 3-like
Biological process (GO): cellular oxidant detoxification
Source: RefSeq, a predicted model, not a curated record